Molecule: messenger RNA, 1631 nt
Organism: Williopsis jadinii
Lineage: Eukaryota; Fungi; Ascomycota; Saccharomycetes; Phaffomycetales; Wickerhamomycetaceae
Product: MCT family MFS transporter
Exons: 1
Coding region: 190-1596 (468 amino acids)
Biological process (GO): transmembrane transport
Molecular function (GO): transmembrane transporter activity
Source: RefSeq, a predicted model, not a curated record
CGACGCAAUUGUGAUUCAAAGGGGGAGAAUGGUGGGGGAAAACAGGUGUACACGUAUGGUUUUAGAGGGAUGUGCACCCAGCUAACUCCGACGUGUGGAGCCUGAAGCUGUGCUUAUAAGAAGAGCGUGAUUGAAGCCGUUGCUCGACAUCAUUGACGUUCUUGCCAUCUCAUCAGACACACGGAUUCUAUGUCUACUGAACUAUCGAAUCGAUCUACUCCCGGAGAGAAGCAAGACCCUGAAAAGGAAGUCACAGCUGCUGUAGGCAACAUCAUCGAGAUCCCAGAUGGUGGCUACGGAUGGUUUGUCUGCGCUGGUGUCUUCUUCUUGAAUUUUGGAACAUGGGCUGCCAAUUCUGGUUACUCCAUCUAUUUGGCCAAUUACCUGAAGAACGAUAGGUUCUCCGACGCUGGAAGGCUGGAUUACGCUGCAAUUGGUGGACUGGCCUUUGGCUCAGGCCUAGUGAUGGGCCCGUUGGUCAGGGUACUGCUGAGAGUCUCAGGCAUUCGUACUGUGAUUGCAGCAGGUGCACUUCUCCAGUUUACUGGCACCAUUCUUGCUGCCUUCUCGACAAAGCUCUGGGAAGUUUACCUUACACAGGGUGUCAUGAUAGGAAUCGGAAUGGGGAUGAUAUGUAUACCGGGAACGACGCUCUUGGCUCAGUGGUUUAGAAAGAAGAGAUCUACUGCACAGGCACUAUCAGCUGCAGGCUCUGGCGUUGGUGGUGUUGUGUUCAAUUUGGCAGUGGAAUCCAUGAUCAAGCAUUUGAGCCUGAGAUGGGCAUUGAUAAUACAAUCGAUCAUAUGUGCAGUGUGUAACGUCAUAGGAGUUGUGUUGAUCAGGCCAAGGGAUAAGCAUAUCCAAAUCUCGAUGAAAGUCUGGGAAUUCAAGAUGUUCAGCUAUCCAGGCUAUUGGCUGAUGUUGUUCUACAUUUCCACAACACUCUUAGGAUAUGUUGUCAUCCUCUACAGCAUGUCCGACUUCACCAUUUCACUUGGUUAUUCGAGCCACCAGGGUUCAGUAGUUGCAUGUAUGGUUUCCGUUGGCAUCAUCUUUGGCCGUCCAGCAGUGGGCAAGCUGUGCGAUAUGUUUGGGACAAUCACAGCUGGUAUAUUCGCACAGCUAGUGGUUGCUAUAUUCUGCUGGGCCAUGUGGAUCCCAGCAAGGAAUCUGGCAACGGCAAUUGUAUUCUCACUGAUAGCAGGAGGGCUAAUGGGCACGAUCUGGGUCUCAUUGCCUGCCAUCGGGGCCAGAGUGGUUGGGCUGAGAAAGCUGGACGUUGCCAUGUCAAUGGCAUGGUGUUUCAUUGGUGCCUUCGGCAUGGUUUCACCAAUUAUUGGGCUCCAGCUAAGAAGCUCACCACCACAGGGUCAAUCACACAGCCCCUUACAGUACAGAGAUCCAGCAAUAUACUGUGGUAUGGUUUAUUUCGCAAGCUCCAUGACUCUAUGGGUUCUCAGAGGCUACCUCAUCGCUAGGGAUAAAGAGGCAAAGCAGCUGGGAUCGCACGUCGACAACGAGGAAGCAGACCUUCCUGUGUCCAUUUCCAAUACUCUGAAGGGCAUGUUCUCCCUGUCAGAAGAGAGAAAGGUGUAAGUGUAUAAUCCCAUCAAUGAUGAUGCAUCGAUGGC